Molecule: messenger RNA, 2109 nt
Organism: Alternaria arborescens
Lineage: Eukaryota; Fungi; Ascomycota; Dothideomycetes; Pleosporales; Pleosporaceae
Product: Copper amine oxidase 1
Exons: 3
Coding region: 1-2109 (702 amino acids)
Biological process (GO): amine metabolic process
Molecular function (GO): primary methylamine oxidase activity; copper ion binding; quinone binding
Source: RefSeq, a predicted model, not a curated record
AUGGCCCUCGAUCGACUGAAGCAAGCAGCGUCACACAUAACGGGAAUUGGAGAACCUCCACACCCGUUCGAUCCCUUGAGUGAAUCCGAGAUUGAGCGCGCAGUCGCUAUCAUCAGAAAAGAGCACAGCGAUGUGUUCUUCAACGCCAUCACGUUGUUGGAACCGCGUAAGACGGAGAUGAUGAAAUGGCUAAAAGACCCCGAGCACACACCACGACCACAUCGAGUUGCCGAUGUAGUCUGCAUUGGCCGCGGAAGCAAGGUGUACGAUGGACAUGCAGAUUUGACUGAAGGCAAGAUUGUCACAUGGGCAUUGACUGAUGACGUGCAACCACUUAUUACUAUGGAGGAUUUGCAAAUAGUAGAGACGAUUGUGCGGAAAGAUCCGAAGGUUAUCGAACAAUGUGGCAUAAUCGGUAUCCCACCGGCGGACAUGCACAAGGUCUACUGCGACCCGUGGACUAUUGGCUACGAUGAACGCUUCGGCACCAAAGUCCGUCUUCAGCAAGCCCUCAUGUACUACCGUCCACACGUUGAUGACUGCCAAUACACGUACCCGUUGGAUUUCUGCCCUAUCUAUAACUCCGAUACCCAAGAGAUCAUUCACAUUGAUGUUCCACCAGUCCGAAGACCUCUCAACCAGGCUCCACCGAACAACUAUCAUGCAGCUGCUAUCGAAGCCGAAGGUGGGUUCAAGACCGAUUUGAAACCCAUCAACAUCACACAGCCGGAAGGCGUCUCAUUCAAACUUGAUGGGCGAUAUAUCAGUUGGGCGAACUGGAAGCUGCAUAUUGGCUUCAACUACCGCGAAGGCCUAGUCCUGUCCAACAUCACGUUCAACGAUAAAGGCACUGUUCGCGAUACCUUCUGGCGCCUCUCACUUGCGGAGAUGGUGGUGCCGUACGGUAAUCCAGACCAUCCACACCAGCGCAAACACGCCUUUGACCUUGGAGAAUAUGGUGGCGGAUACAUGACCAACUCGUUAAGCCUGGGCUGUGAUUGCAAGGGCGCAAUCCACUACAUGGACGCAGCAUUUGUCAAUCGCGCCGGCCAGGCAACGACCAUUAAGAACGCUAUUUGCAUUCACGAAGAAGAUGCCGGUAUUCUGUUCAAGCACACAGAUUUCCGCGAUGAUAGCGUUACUGUUACUCGUGCUCGCAAACUCAUCAUCUCACAGAUCUUCACUGCUGCGAACUACGAGUACUGCGUAUACUGGAUCUUCCAUCUAGAUGGAACCAUUCAACUGGAGAUUAAGCUUACCGGAAUUCUGAAUACAUAUGCGAUGCUACCGGGCGAAGAUUUGAAAGGCUGGGGAACGGAGGUCUACCCUGGCGUGAAUGCGCAUAACCACCAGCACUUGUUCUGCAUGCGUAUAGAUCCAAACGUGGACGGCCCAGAGAACACUGUGUUUAUGGUGGACGCAGUACGUGGCGAAGGCGAAGUCGGCAGUGCGGAGAACAAGUACGGCAACGCCUUCUACGCGAAGAAGACAAAGCUCAGCACCCCUGAGCAAGCGGCGACUGACUACAAUGGCGCCACGAGCAGAACAUGGGAAAUGACCAACACCAAUAAGCUCAACCCGUAUAGUAAGAAGCCGGCUUCUUAUAAGCUGGUGAGCAGGGAAGUGCCUGAUCUGCUACCCAAGCCCGGAAGUUUGGUGUGGAAGAGAGCGGGUUUUGCGAGACAUGCAGUGCAUGUCACCAAAUACGAUGACACGCAACUCCACCCAGCAGGCCGUCACGUCCCGCAGACCUCUGGCGAACCGUCUCAAGGCAUCCCCGCCUGGAUCGAGGCUAACCCCCACGAGAACCUUGACAAUACUGAUGUCGUCUUGUGGCACACAUUCGGAAUUACACAUUUCCCAUCGCCAGAAGACUUCCCCAUCAUGCCUGCUGAGCCGAUGACGCUGUUGCUGAGACCUCGCAAUUUCUUCACACGCAACCCUUGUAUGGAUGUUCCCCCUAGCUAUUGCAGCGUUCCGAGCGGCGUCAAGCAGGGCAGCACAUUGGUAGAUAAACUUUCUCGCCUGGCGUUUGGAGAGGAGAAGAAGCCUGAAAGCACUGCUGCUUCGACCUGUUGCUCGGAUCAGAAGUUUGGAGCAGGUGUGUAG